UGCGCGGCGCGGCCCGCGGUUGCCGUGACAUCGGGCGGGCGCGGCAGGGCAGCGGGGGUGGCGGCGCGGCCCGCCCGCAGCGCCCGGCCCAGCGGGGGACGGAGCGAGCCGGCGCGGGGUAGGCGGCCCCGGCGCGGGGUAGGCGGCCCCGGCGCGGGCGGCCCUCGGCAGCGAGCGAGGAGCAGUCGGGGAGGUCUCGGGGCGUCGCCGGGCCGCUGCGGGGAUGAAGGACCGGCUGGCCGACCUGGCAGAGUAUAAAGGAACCGAGGAUGGGGAGACAGUUAUUGUUGAAAAAGACCAUUUUAUGGAUGACUUUUUCCAACAGGUUGAGGAACUUAGAAAUAAUAUUGCAAAAAUAGCACAAAAUGUGGAAGAAGUGAAGAAGCAGCACAGCAUUAUCCUGUCGGCACCAAAUCCUGAAGGAAGAACAAAGGAAGAACUUGAAGAAUUAAAUGAGGAAAUAAAGAAGAUUGCUAAUAAAAUCCGAGCCAGGUUAAAGGCUAUUGAACAAAGUUUUGAUCAGGGUGAGAAUGCUAAUCGGACGUCAGUGGACCUCAGGAUUAGAAAAACACAGCACUCUGUAUUAGCUCACAAGUUUGUGGAGGUCAUGACUGAAUACAACGAGACCCAAACUCUUUUUCGAGAACGCAGCAAAUGUCGGAUACAGAGACAAUUGGAGAUAACUGGAAAGACCACCACUGAUGAGGAACUGGAAGAAAUGUUAGAGAGUGGUAAUCCUUCAAUCUUCACUUCUGAUAUUAUAUCAGACUCUCAAAUAACUAGGCAAGCUCUGAAUGAAAUAGAGUCACGUCACAAGGAUAUUAUGAAACUGGAAUCUAGCAUACGGGAACUACAUGAAAUGUUUAUAGACAUGGCGAUGUUUGUUGAGACUCAGGGUGAAAUGGUCAACAACAUAGAGAAGAAUGUGAUGAACGCAUCAGAUUACGUGGAACAUGCAAAAGAAGAGACAAAAAAAGCAGUUAAAUAUCAAAGUAAAGCACGAAGGAAAAUGUGGAUAAUUAUCAUUGUGUCAUUGGUGUCAAUUGCCUUAAUUGCUCUAAUUAUUGGUUUGUCUGUUGGUAUUCGGUGAUGCUUGGAUAACCUCAGCAUGCAUGACUUCCUGCCACUGUGGCAAAAUUGAUGUUCAUAAUUAUAUGUGUAACUGUAUUGCUUCUGAUACUUGGAAUUAUCCUAGCAACAACACUAUCAUAGCAAGCACAUUCCAAGAGUUACGAACCUUCAGAAACUCCAAAAUACACCUUGAGUAAAACCAAACCUUUUUUAAUAAAUGAUGCCUUAUGCCGCCCCAUGAUGAUGACCUAUCACUAAUGGUUAAAAAAGAAAAAAUCACUUGAUGUUUACUCGUAAAUGAAGAUCAGAAUGUAUUAGGAUAUGUAUGGAUUUUCAUUUCAAACUGUAUGUUUGUAAGGCUGAAACUUGCUUUUUAAUUGUUCUGAUGUAACUUGGGAUUUUUUUCAUAUCUCAGUGUUACAAACAGUUUAAAUAUGGAAUUGAGAGACAAUACUGAGUUUUGACUGUUUGGCUUUUUUUCCUACUGCUAAUACAAUCCUAAUCAUGAAUUUUAAUACCUUACCAGUGCUGCUUUUGUUAGCACUCUUUUGAACAUUUUUAUGAGAUGUAGCCUUGUCUUCAAGUGUAUUAUUUUGUCACCUUAACCUAUCUACGCUUUAUACUUAUUUUCUCCAACAAGUGCUAAAAUAUUUUAUUCUGAAAAGACUACUUAUUUAACUGUCUGCCUAUUGCAUUGCACUUGAGAAGAAAAAAAAAGAAAAAAGCUUUUUUACACUUUCCAGGUUGAUUACUUCUGUCAAUAUGACUAAGGUUUAAUUGCUUUAAAUAUUUCCUUACCUUUGUAAUAAAAGUUAAGUUGCAGUGUUUCUGACAAAAGAAUGCACGCUGAAUUUGAACUUGAGCAGAUAAUUCUGCAAAUAACUCUUGUACAAAGGAAGCCGAUAGAUCAGUUUAGCCUUAUUGUUCAUAUAAAUGUGACAAAACCCAUGCUUUUUCUCUAUAAAACCAAGUCAAGAUUUCUUUGUCAGAGGUUUGCUAAUGUUGAUAUGUGAAUAUAGCACAUGGGGAUAAACUCCCUGAGAAAAGUCUGAAAUACAAUGCAAACUAAGGCACUGAUAUGUUAUGAAAUAUGUUAUGUAACAAGUAUGAAGUGUUUUAGUAUAUACAUACCUGUUGUAAUGCUAGCUUGCAGGACUUGAAAGCUUGAAAGACUUCCAAUGUAACCAAGUAACUGCAUUUAAUUUUACAUGUUAUUUUUGUAUUUUGUGUAAAAUAUUUGUAACUUGAGUUUUUGACUUCUCAUUGUUUAAGGAUAUCCCUGUAGAUAUGUAGAUACAUUUACACUGUAAGAGAAAUUAAGUAUGAUGUGCGGCCUUAAACUCAGUCUAAAACUACAGUUGACAAUGUUUCCUAGUACUCGACUAGAAUGUUAACUGCAAUAACUUGGUCCUAAAAGGUUAGAAUACUUAAACUUAGGGUUUUUUGAAAGUGUCUGAGAUCAAAGUUACUCAGUAAACUAUAAUUCAGUCUGACUUAAUGAAAUCCAGCAAAGUUUACAAUUUAUAUUGUAUGUAUGAAUAUUCCUGUGUUGGUGUCCGAACAUGCUGUGAAUGUGCUAGAGCUAUUCAGAUGUCACACAUCUUAAAAAAAAAAAAAAAUUACUGGUCGUCUUGCAAGUCAGCCAUAAAGAAGUAGCUUGAAAAAUUUUGGCUUCGUUAGUGAACAGAUUUCUUUACCUCUUAAGUCCAGAACACUCAUCGAUGCUUGUGAGGAAGUUUACUUAAGAUUGGUUGCCUUAGUACUCAUUCUAGGUAAAAUGUAUUUUUACUCUAUAGUUUUUUUAGAUUUUUGUCAGUAAAUAUUUAUACAGAUACACAAAUUAGACCGGGGGGGGGGGGGGCAUCCAUUCUGCUGUUUUGACAGCUGGUUGCCUAAAGUGACCCCCAAAAUGAUCCCAUCAUGUUGAAUUUUAUUUAUAAUGCAAUAAUUCGCCCAUCAAGACCAGAUAUUUCAAUAGGCCACUCCAUGGUUUUUACAUGUUAUAUAGCUGCCUGAAUGGGUUUGUUUUAGAACAAUACAAAACUUGUUUUCCACAUGAAUUUCUUUGUUCUGUUAAUAUUGGAGGGGAGUAAAUCUCUAACCUAUGCACUAAUAAAUUUAUCUAAGCAAA
Falco peregrinus (peregrine falcon) is the source of this 3202-nucleotide messenger RNA. RefSeq names its product syntaxin 2 (gene STX2). Gene Ontology annotation, molecular function: SNAP receptor activity; SNARE binding. The transcript is spliced from 11 exons. Gene Ontology annotation, biological process: intracellular protein transport; synaptic vesicle fusion to presynaptic active zone membrane; exocytosis. Bases 224 to 1090 code for a protein of 288 amino acids. Lineage: Eukaryota; Metazoa; Chordata; Aves; Falconiformes; Falconidae. The record is from RefSeq and is a predicted model, not a curated record. Gene Ontology annotation, cellular component: synaptic vesicle; plasma membrane; endomembrane system.